AUGGACUUUUUCUCAAGAGGAUAUACAGCCUUAAGAGGUGACCGUGGUCAACCUCAAUCCGCGGAUGAGACUAUCGAAAAGUUGACAGAUUGUCUCGAAACCGCGACCUUAUUAGAAGAUAGACGAGCAGGAGUGCUAAGUUUGAAAGGAUUAGAGGUUGGAAACAAAAGUCUUCCUGGAUUAAUUAAGGUCCUGCAUAACGAUUACAGCGAUGUAGACAUGACAAAAGCAAUUCUAGAGACUAUCACUAUUCUGUGCACAGUCCAUAAUCAGCAUGAUAAAGAUGAUAAGGGCUUCAAAUUUACAGACUAUUUUCUCGAGGAAGAGAAUAAUGUUACAAUUCUGUUGGAUAUUUUGGAAGAGUUCGAUUUUUACGUUCGUUACAAUGCUAUCAAGCUUUUGACUGCCUUACUGAACAACAGAAACAAGCGUAUCCAAGAAUGUAUCUUGACAAACCCAAUGGGUAUUUCUCGACUUGUAGAAAUGCUCGAUGAUAAGCGAGAUAUCAUUAGAAACGAGAGUUUACUAUUGCUAAUUGGAUUGACCAGCAACAACACUGAAAUACAAAAAAUUGUCACGUUUCAAGCGACAUUUGAGAAAUUACUUACAAUAAUCGAGGAGCAAGAGGGCAUUUCUGGAGAUAUCAUUGUGCAGGAUAGCCUUACAUUAAUGCAUAAUCUUCUAAGAUAUAAUGUGUCUGAUCAGGUCUACUUUCGCGAAACUAGCUGUAUACAACAGAUUCCUGGAUUAUUAGGAUAUGUAGGCGAUAGCGAUGCCGAUCAUGUACCUUACUCAUUUGAAGAUUGGCCUCCUCAAAAAGUUGCUAAUACAGUAUUAGUAUUGCAAUUGAUUCGCAUUCUCACUGAACCUGACAGCAGCAGUACACCAAUUAAUCAAAAAGUGAUGGUACAGAGUGGCAUUCUACUCCCCAUUGUGCAAUUAGGUUUAUGUUCCAACGUGCCUUCGAUUGUUCGAACAGAAGCUUUAUAUUCUAUUGCUUACGUCUUAGCAUCUAAUACCGAAAACCAAGAUAUUUUUGCAAAGGUUGUCGUAGCUAGUCCGCCUGCCUUGACCGAAGAAGGUCAGAUUGACACAUCGAUUGAGCCUGCACUUCCACGACCUGCUAUAGUAUCACUGAUUGCAGUUGCGGUAGAUGAGGACUAUGGUGUAUCCUACAGCUAUUCUAGUCGAGCAGCAGCCACAUAUACCGUAUACUCUUACCUGAACGGAAAUCCAGAUGCACAACUGGCUUUAGUUUCUACCCUGAAUCUACCACCAGAAGAUAAUGCAAAUACACACUACAAAGAUAAACCGCAUUCCGCAGGAUCGCUCUUGCUUGCAAUAAUCGAGGAUUGGGAAAGGUCCUUAAAUGACCCCUAUAAAGUAUGGUUCGCUUGUGACAUAUUAUCACAUAUCAUAAGGAAUAAUGAGCAGGCUAAGAAAAUUGCCGGGAAUAUCGUGUUCGGGGAUGUAGCAAACGGAGAAGACCCAGUGCCUCUGAUGCACCAUAUUAUUGCUCAGUUAUUGAUAUCUACCAAGAAUUCAUCGACAAAUCCACGUAUACCUAUCGGCUAUCUCUGUUUAUUGUGUAUUUGGCUUUUUGAUAGUCCAACUUCAGUCAGUUUGUUUUUAGCAGAAAGCACUCACGUCCAGUUUCUAAUCCAAGAGAUGCAGUCUUCAACUAAUGACGCUAUAGUUCAAGCGAUUUAUUCUGGCCGCUUGGAUCAAUUUCAUAGUUCUUUAGCGCGUCUGCGGGACAGUUCAGCUGUUAUAAACGCCCCACAAUAUUUACAAAUUUCAGCCGAAGAUGAAUCUAUAUCCGUUACAACGCAUUCGCUUCCGUCAUUGUUGCUCGAUAGCGUUUUUGUGGACUUAUUCAAAUCAACAUAUGAACAUAUUCAUAAAUCACUCAAGAAGAAGCCUAACAGCUUUACUGCACGAUCAAAGAAACAAGCUACACCUGCAUCGUCUAUCUCGGAAGAAGUUGUACAAAGUUACAAACUACAAAUCGACGAGCAAGCAACCCAAAUUAAAACGCUCGAAGACAAGUUGGAGAAACUAGAAGCUCUUCUACAGUCGAUUGUAAGUCAAAAGGGCACACUGUCCGUUGUUAAUAACGACAAUAAGCAAUUAAAGGAACAAGUGUCACAAUUGGAAACUGAAUUGACAUCAAUUAAAUCAUUUAUUCAUUAUGAGGAAGAUGAGGAUGAGGACGAAGAAUAA
Mycotypha africana is the source of this 2223-nucleotide messenger RNA. RefSeq names its product p115 like vesicle tethering protein. Gene Ontology annotation, biological process: endoplasmic reticulum to Golgi vesicle-mediated transport; vesicle fusion with Golgi apparatus; transcytosis. Gene Ontology annotation, cellular component: cytoplasm; Golgi membrane; endoplasmic reticulum. The record is from RefSeq and is a predicted model, not a curated record. The transcript is spliced from 12 exons. Lineage: Eukaryota; Fungi; Mucoromycota; Mucoromycetes; Mucorales; Mycotyphaceae. Bases 1 to 2223 code for a protein of 740 amino acids.